Pongo pygmaeus (Bornean orangutan) is the source of this 8262-nucleotide messenger RNA. It is a transcript of the gene PRDM2, whose product is annotated as PR/SET domain 2. Gene Ontology annotation, cellular component: nucleus. The record is from RefSeq and is a predicted model, not a curated record. Gene Ontology annotation, molecular function: protein binding; histone methyltransferase activity. Gene Ontology annotation, biological process: regulation of gene expression. Lineage: Eukaryota; Metazoa; Chordata; Mammalia; Primates; Hominidae. The coding region runs from base 1400 to 6700 and encodes 1766 amino acids. The transcript is spliced from 8 exons.
UGAGUCUCACUCUGUCGACCAGGCUGGAGAGCACUGGGGCAAUCUUGGCUCACUGCCAGCUCCGCCUCCCGGGUUCAUGCCAUUCUCCUGCCUCAGCCUCUGGAGUAGCUGAGACUACAGGCGCCCGCCACCACACCUGGCUAAUUUUUUGUAUUUUUAGUAGAGACGGGGUUUCACUGUGUUAGCCAAGAUGGUCUCGAUCUCCUGACCUCGUGAUCCGCCCGCCUCGGCCUCCCAAAGUGCUGGGAUUACAGGCGUGAGCCACUGCGCCCGGCCUAGCCUCAUUCUUUUACAAUAAGAUAACAUGAUAUAUGUUGAUACAACACGUUUUCUCUCUUUUUUUUUUUUUUUUUUGAGACGGAGUCUGUCUCUGUCGCCCAGGCUGGAGAGCAGUGGGGCGAUCUUGGCUCACUGCAAGCUUCGCCUCCCGGGUUCACGCCAUUCUCCUGCCUCAGCCUCCCGAGUAGCUGGGACUACAGGCACCCGCCACCUCGCCCGGCUAAUUUUUUGUAUUUUUAGUAGAGACGGGGUUUCACCGUGUUAGCUAGGACGGUCUUGAUCUCCUGACCUCGUGAUCCACCCGCCUCGGCCUCCCAAAGUGCUGGGAUUACAGGCGUGAGCCACCUCGCCCGGCCAACACGUUUUCUUAAGAUUAAAGCUGUUACAUAAAUGAUCGUUCAUAAUUUUGGGAAGCACACCUGCCCUUAAUAUCCUGUUUUUCCACUGGGUGCUUUCUGCAGAGGGCCAACGUAGCCAUCACAUUCGGAUUCUUCCUGACUUCAUUCUCAGAGGAUUACUCUAUCUUGAAGUGCUCAAGGCUCCAGGCACCAUCUAUAACGACAACUCCCAACUUUCCAGCUCAUCUCCAGCCUGUGCUUCUCCCCGACUCAACUCAUUUUCAACCACGUGCUAGGCCUCCACCCUUGGAUGUCGAAGAGCCAUCUCCAGUUCCACCCAGUUCAUCUUCAUCAGAACAUCUGAGUCGUCGUCUCUGCAGUCCAUUUGUUUGCCCGCUUGGGAACAGUAAGCUCCUUAAGAACAGGGCUACUACCGCGCUCUCAGAGGCGCUGCACUGGAACAGCGCGGGCACAAGGCAGCGUCGGUCAUUGCUCCUGGGUACUAGGGCAGCAAAUAAACCCAGCAGCUGCGUCUGCCUGCCUGGAGUUGGAUCUUUUUGGGCGAGGGUGUACUGGUCCUUCUGACACCAGCGAAGUAUAAGGUCUACGUUUAUGUACUUGCCAGAUAUUUAAUGACCUCCAACGAUAGACAUGCCCCCCCAACACCUCCUUCAGUCUUUUUGAUUCUUUGAGAACCUUUGAACCACGCAGGAUCCUAGCCCUAGGGUGCGGUCGGACCUGCCGCGAAGCCAGCCGCCGGGGCUCCUUCCCGAGGCGCCGCCAUGGGAUCCGCGGUGACCUACGAGGGGCGGCUGGGUGGUGGCCAUUGGGCGACGGUGCAGGGUCAAGGGCUGGGCUCCGGGAUCGUGGGGAGACCGGGGGUCCCGGAGCCCCGCAGCCCCGUAGGCCACUGCCUCGCCGCCCGACGUCACUUCCGACUGGAGCCAAGAUGGCGGCAGCGCGGCCUCGGGCGCCGGGGCCGGCGGAACGGCGGCGGCGGCGGCCCUCGGCGCUCUGAGGCGCGGGCGCGGCGGGCGCGGAGCACUACUGAGCCUGCGGCGGCCACCGAGACCCUGGCUGAGGUACCCGAACAUGUGCUGCGAGGACUUCCGGAGGAAGUGAGGCUUUUCCCUUCUGCUGUUGACAAGACCCGGAUUGGUGUCUGGGCCACUAAACCAAUUUUAAAAGGCAAAAAAUUUGGGCCAUUUGUUGGUGAUAAGAAGAAAAGAUCUCAGGUUAAGAAUAAUGUAUACAUGUGGGAGGUGUAUUACCCAAAUUUGGGAUGGAUGUGCAUUGAUGCCACUGAUCCAGAGAAGGGAAACUGGCUGCGAUAUGUGAAUUGGGCUUGCUCAGGAGAAGAGCAAAAUUUAUUCCCACUGGAAAUCAACAGAGCCAUUUACUAUAAAACUUUAAAGCCAAUCGCGCCGGGCGAGGAGCUUCUGGUCUGGUACAAUGGGGAAGACAACCCUGAGAUAGCAGCUGCGAUUGAGGAAGAGCGAGCCAGCGCCCGGAGCAAGCGGAGCUCCCCCAAGAGCCGGAAAGGGAAGAAAAAAUCCCAGGAAAAUAAAAACAAAGGAAACAAAAUCCAAGACAUACAACUGAAGACAAGUGAGCCAGAUUUCACCUCUGCAAAUAUGAGAGAUUCUGCAGAAGGUCCUAAAGAAGACGAAGAGAAGCCUUCAGCCUCAGCACUUGAGCAGCCAGCCACCCUCCAGGAGGUGGCCAGUCAGGAGGUGCCUCCAGAACUAGCAACCCCUGCCCCUGCCUGGGAGCCACAGCCAGAACCAGACGAGCAAUUAGAAGCGGCAGCUUGUGAGGUGAAUGAUUUGGGGGAAGAGGAGGAGGAGGAAGAGGAGGAGGAUGAAGAAGAAGAAGAAGAAGAAGAAGAUGAUGAGUUGGAAGACGAGGGGGAAGAAGAAGCCAGCAUGCCAAAUGAAAGUUUUGUGAAAGAGCCAGAAAUACGGUGUGAUGAGAAGCCAGAAGAUUUAUUAGAGGAACCAAAAACAACUUCAGAAGAAACUCUUGAAGACUCCUCAGAGGUAACACCUGCCAUGCAAAUCCCCCGAACUAAAGAAGAGGCCAAUGGUGAUGUAUUUGAAACGUUUAUGUUUCCGUGUCAGCAUUGUGAAAGGAAGUUUACAACCAAACAGGGGCUUGAGCGUCACAUGCAUAUCCAUAUAUCCACCGUCAAUCAUGCUUUCAAAUGCAAGUACUGUGGGAAAGCCUUUGGCACACAGAUUAACCGGCGGCGACAUGAGCGGCGCCAUGAAGCAGGGUUAAAGCGGAAACCCAGCCAAACACUACAGCCGUCAGAGAAUCUGGCUGAUGGCAAAGCAUCUGGAGAAAACGUUGCUUCGAAAGAUGAAUCGAGUCCUCCCAAUCUUGGGCCAGACUGUCUGAUCAUGAAUUCAGAGAAGGCUUCCCAAGACACAAUAAAUUCUUCUGUCGUAGAAGAGAAUGGGGAAGUUAAAGAACUUCAUCCGUGCCAAUAUUGUAAAAAGGUUUUUGGAACUCAUACUAAUAUGAGACGGCAUCAGCGUAGAGUUCACGAACGUCAUCUGAUUCCCAAAGGUGUACGGCGAAAAGGAGGCCUUGAAGAGCCCCAGCCUCCAGCAGAACAGGCCCAGGCCACCCAGAACGUAUAUGUACCAAGCACAGAGCCCGAGGAGGAAGGGGAAGCAGAUGACGUGUACAUCAUGGACAUUUCUAGCAAUAUCUCUGAAAACUUAAAUUACUAUAUUGAUGGUAAAAUUCAAACUAAUAACAACACUAGUAACUGUGACGUGAUUGAGAUGGAGUCUGCUUCGGCAGACUUGUAUGGUAUAAAUUGUCUGCUCACUCCAGUUACAGUGGAAAUUACUCAAAAUAUAAAGACCACACAGGUCCCUGUAACAGAAGAUCUUCCUAAAGAGCCUUUGGGCAGCACAAAUAGUGAGGCCAAGAAGCGGAGAACUGCGAGCCCGCCUGCACUGCCCAAAAUUAAGGCCGAAACAGACUCUGACCCCAUGGCCCCCUCUUGCUCCUUAAGUCUUCCUCUUAGCAUAUCAACAACGGAGGCAGUGUCUUUCCAUAAAGAGAAAAGUGUUUAUUUGUCAUCAAAGCUCAAACAACUUCUUCAAACCCAAGAUAAACUAACUCCUCCUGCAGGGAUUUCAGCAACUGAAAUAGCUAAAUUAGGUCCUGUUUGUGUGUCUGCUCCUGCAUCAAUGUUGCCUGUGACCUCAAGUAGGUUUAAGAGGCGGACCAGCUCUCCUCCCAGUUCUCCACAGCACAGUCCUGCCCUUCGAGACUUUGGAAAGCCAAGUGAUGGGAAAGCAGCAUGGACCGAUGCAGGGCUGACUUCCAAAAAAUCCAAAUUAGAAAGUCAUAGCGACUCACCAGCGUGGAGUUUGUCUGGGAGAGAUGAGAGAGAAACUGUGAGCCCUCCAUGCUUUGAUGAAUAUAAAAUGUCUAAAGAGUGGACAGCCAGUUCUGCUUUUAGCAGUGUGUGCAACCAGCAGCCACUGGAUUUAUCCAGCGGUGUCAAACAGAAGAGUGAGGGUACAGGCAAGACUCCGGUCCAGUGGGAAUCUGUCUUAGAUCUCAGUGUGCAUAAAAAGCAUUGUAGUGACUCUGAAGGCAGGGAAUUCAAAGAAAAUCAUUCAGUGCAGCCUAUGUGUAGUGCUGUAAAGAAAAGGAAACCAACCACCUGCAUGCUGCAGAAGGUUCUUCUCAAUGAAUAUAAUGGCAUCGAUUUACCUGUAGAAAACCCUGCAGAUGUGACCAGGAGCCCAAGUCCUUGUAAAUCCCUAGAAGCUCAGCCAGAUCCUGACCUCGGUCCGGACUCUGGUUUCCCUGCCCCUACUGUUGAGUCCACACCUGAUGUUUGUCCUUCAUCACCUGCCCUGCAGACACCCUCCCUCUCAUCCGGUCAGCUGCCUCCUCUCUUGAUCCCCACAGAUCCCUCUUCCCCUCCACCCUGUCCCCCGGUAUUAACUGUUGCCACUCCGCCCCCUCCCCUCCUUCCUACCGUACCUCUUCCAGCCCCCACUUCCAGUGCAUCUCCACACCCAUGCCCCUCUCCACUCUCAAAUGCCACAGCACAGUCCCCGCUUCCAAUUCUGUCCCCAACAGUGUCCCCCUCUCCCUCUCCCAUUCCUCCCGUGGAGCCCCUGAUGUCUGCCGCCUCACCCGGGCCGCCAACACUUUCUUCUUCCUCCUCUUCAUCUUCCUCCUCCUCUUCGUUUUCUUCUUCAUCUUCCUCCUCUUCUCCUUCUCCACCUCCUCUCUCCGCAAUAUCAUCUGUUGUUUCCUCUGGUGAUAAUCUGGAGGCUUCUCUCCCCAUGAUAUCUUUCAAACAGGAGGAAUUAGAGAAUGAAAGUCUGAAACCCAGGGAAGAGCCCCAGUCUGCUGCUGAACAGGAUGUUGUUGUUCAGGAAACAUUCAACAAAAACUUUGUUUGCAAUGUCUGUGAAUCACCUUUUCUUUCCAUUAAAGAUCUAACCAAACAUUUAUCUAUUCAUGCUGAAGAAUGGCCCUUCAAAUGUGAAUUUUGUGUGCAGCUUUUUAAGGAUAAAACGGACUUGUCAGAACAUCGCUUUUUGCUUCAUGGAGUUGGGAAUAUCUUUGUGUGUUCUGUUUGUAAAAAAGAAUUUGCUUUUUUGUGCAAUUUGCAGCAGCACCAGCGAGAUCUCCACCCAGAUAAGGUGUGCACACAUCACGAGUUUGAAAGCGGGACUCUGAGGCCCCAGAACUUUACAGAUCCCAGCAAGGCCCACGUAGAGCAUAUGCAGAGCUUGCCAGAAGAUCCUUUAGAAACUUCUAAAGAAGAAGAAGAGUUAAACGAUUCCUCUGAAGAGCUUUAUACGACUAUAAAAAUAAUGGCUUCUGGAGUAAAGACAAAAGAUCCAGAUGUUCGAUUGGGCCUCAAUCAGCAUUACCCAAGCUUUAAACCACCUCCAUUUCAGUACCAUCACCGUAACCCCAUGGGGAUUGGUGUGACAGCCACAAAUUUCACUACACACAAUAUUCCACAGACUUUUACUACCGCCAUUCGCUGCACAAAGUGUGGAAAAGGUGUCGACAACAUGCCGGAGUUGCACAAACAUAUCCUGGCUUGUGCUUCUGCAAGUGACAAGAAGAGGUACACGCCUAAGAAAAACCCAGUACCAUUAAAACAAACUGUGCAACCCAAAAAUGGCGUGGUGGUUUUAGAUAACUCUGGGAAAAAUGCCUUCCGACGAAUGGGACAGCCCAAAAGGCUAAACUUUAGUGUUGAGCUCAGCAAAAUGUCGUCGAAUAAGCUCAAAUUAAAUGCAUUGAAGAAAAAAAAUCAGCUAGUACAGAAAGCAAUUCUUCAGAAAAACAAAUCUGCAAAGCAGAAGGCUGACUUGAAAAAUGCUUGUGAGUCAUCCUCUCACAUCUGCCCUUACUGUAAUCGAGAGUUCACUUACAUUGGAAGCCUGAAUAAACACGCCGCCUUCAGCUGUCCCAAAAAACCCCUUUCUCCUCCCAAAAAAAAAGUUUCUCAUUCAUCUAAGAAAGGUGGACACUCAUCACCUGCAAGUAGUGACAAAAACAGUAACAGCAACCACCGCAGACGGACAGCGGAUGCGGAGAUUAAAAUGCAAAGCAUGCAGACUCCGUUGGGCAAGACCAGAGCCCGCAGCUCAGGCCCCACCCAAGUCCCGCUUCCCUCCUCAUCCUUCAGGUCCAAGCAGAACGUCAAGUUUGCAGCUUCGGUGAAAUCCAAAAAACCAAGCUCCUCCUCUUUAAGGAACUCCAGCCCGAUAAGAAUGGCCAAAAUAACUCAUGUUGAGGGGAAAAAACCUAAAGCUGUGGCCAAGAAUCAUUCUGCUCAGCUUUCCAGCAAAACAUCGCGGAGCCUGCACGUGAGGGUACAGAAAAGCAAAGCUGUUUUACAAAGCAAAUCCACCUUGGCGAGUAAGAAAAGAACAGACCGGUUCAAUAUAAAGUCUAGAGAGCGGAGUGGGGGGCCAGUCACCCGAAGCCUUCAGCUGGCAGCUGCUGCUGACUUGAGUGAGAACAAGAGAGAGGACGGCAGCGCCAAGCAGGAGCUGAAGGACUUCAGGAACUUCCUGUAGAAAAGCCCCCAAAACAAAACAAACCUUAAUUGACUAAAAGGUAUUGCAUGCUCAACUUAGGAUAAGCACUACGGCAAAGGAUACGAAAUCUACCAAGCUUGCAAGACCAGUUGAAGCUGACUCAAAAAUCCUAACAUUCAACUGAUUGCCGGCAGGCUUAGAGUCAGGCAUCUGCUGCUUCGGUGGGGGCCCAACGCGCAUGCUGGGCGCCUGGGUGAUUGAGAUCCAAAGAGAAGGGCACUGUAAGACAGGCCAGAUGAACUGGCUCCUCGUCAUGGGACUGGUACCUCAGAUCUGAGCAUGGCCCUUGUUUUUGGCACGUAGCGGAGAAAGGAUUGAUUUGAACUUAACCUUGCAAAGCAAGUUCUCUGUUUUAGCAGUAGUUUGUUGUAGGUUUCAGGGAUGACAAAUUUGGAUGCACUCAUUUAAAAUGUUUUGGUCACAUAUCAGCUCUUGAUGCCUUUCUUUUAAAUUAAUUAUAGACAGAGAGAGGCAUUUAGCUGAUCUCUUACUCUGGUAUUUCUUUUUUUGUUGUUUUCGUUUUUUUAAAUCACAAGUAGAUUGCCAGCGUAAUGGAGAGGAAACCAGAUUGGAUACGGACUCUUUUUUAUGCCUAUUCUGGUGUUGCGUUUGUAUAUCCAAAUGGACGUUAUCCUCUCAGAUUCUUAUCUGGCACUAAUUUAUAACUAUUAUAUUAUCAGAGACUACGUAGCAAUAUAUCAAUGCACAGGCGCAUCCCAGGCCUGUACAGAUGUAUGUCUACACGUAAGUAUAAAUGAAUUUGCAUACCAGGUUUUACACUUGCGUCUCUAAUAGAGAUUAAAAACAACAAAUUGGCCUCUUCCUAAGUAUAUUAAUAUCAUUUAUCCUUACAUUUUAUGCUCCCCCCCCCAAAUUAAUGACUGAGUUGGUGGAAAGCGGCUAGGUUUUAUUCAUACUGUUUUUUGUUCUCGACUUCAAAAGUAAUCUACCUCUUAAAAAUUUGUAGUUUAAUAUUUGUUUGGUGAAUUUGUGCCACUUUAAUCCUUCCACUAUCAUUCCCAUUUUGUUACAUUUCUGUUAUGGGGACUUUAUGUUGAAAUAUUGUAUAAAGCAUUUGUAGCAAUUUAAAAAUAAAAUAUUUAAAAUUAUUUAAAUUGUUUUGGACGCUUCAAUUGUAUUAUAUGUGAUUUACAUUUCACUUUUUUUGUUGGCGUUGUUAACCCGGAGAGUGCUCCUGUAUUGAACUUUGCUGUUAGUUAUUUUAUUUGCUUCUUUUUGGAGAGUGCUAUAAAAGACUAUUCUAAUGAAAACAUUAAAAUUUACAAUUUGACAUACAAAAAGGGGUUGUCCAUUGAUUUUAACCAAUGUAGCACUGAGAGAGAGAGAGGUUAAUUAUAGAUAGACAAGAAUGGUGUUUGCUGUUUUUCCCCUCCCAGCAUUGAAAUCACUGGGGCUUGUCAGAUGUAUUCAAAAAAGAUUUUUUGUGCUAUUGCUGCAAACACUUAAUAACUAGAGGAGAAUUUAAACAAUGCAUUUUAUAUUAUUGUAACCAAUAAAAAACUUUCUAAACAUCUGUGAAA